AUGACAAAUAAUGAUAAUAAUAAUUAUUCUGCUAGAUUUGUAAUUCCAACUGAUUCUGAAAUUGAAGAACUUAUGAACAAAAGUCAAGUGCCAAAUACUCUAUCAAACACAAAUACAUGGGUUCGAUGUUUAGAGAAUUUUCGAGAAGAAGCGAAUUUGACAUAUAAAAUCACAGAAAUUACUGAUAUUCAACAAUUACAAGAAGAAUUAAUAUUAUUUUUCGUUGGGUUAAAAACCAAAAAAGAUCACCAAGACUACCAUCCGAAUUCAAUUAAAAACUGCUAUAAUGCUAUAUGGAGAUACUUAAAAGACAAUUCUGCAAUUCAAUUUGUAAAUAUUUUUGAUCCUAUUAAUUUUUCUAGAUUACAUAAAGUAAUUGAUGGUAAGAUCAAAAAAAUUCAAGAUCAUGGAGAAAUAAAAAUUAAUAAAGCUGAUAGUUUAUCAAAUCAAGAAAUUGUCAACAUUUUAAAUCAUUCUACUAUGAAUGAACUCACUCCUGAUUCAAUUACAAGACGUGUUUACUUUUGGAUUCUUUUGUUAGGAGCGUGUAAAGGUGGAGAUCCUAGAAAACUUCAAUUAAAUUGGAUCAAAAUUGUUGCUGAUAAAGGAUUGGUUAUAAACUUUCCAAGAGACAAAACAAACCAAGGAGGACUGUCAGAUCCUACUAACAAGGGUAGAAUUAUCAACAUUCCUCCAGAUGAUGGAAAAAAAUAUACACCUGUUGGUGAUAUCCUGUAUUAUAUUAGCCGUAGACCUCCAAAUGGGAAUUGCACUUCCUUUUUUUUAAGAAUACAAUCCAAAAAAAAUAUUAGCAUGGGUAUUUGGUUUGUUGAUUCUCCUCUUGGUAAAAUGAGUCAUGAAAAAAUGAUAUGUAAUAUUUGCAAUUCAACAGGCAUUGAUGUUGAUACAAGGAAGUUAACUAAUCAUUCCAUUAGAAGGACUGUUGUACAACAACUGACAGAGUUGAAUAUUCUAAAUGAACACAUUAUGAUGAUAACAGGGCAUAAAUCACUAGCUGGUUUAUCUGCAUAUCAGAAAGUUCCUGUUGAAAAAUUACAUGAGAUUAUUUCAAAUAUUAUUCCAAACAGUUCAGAUGUUCAAGAAAUUAGUGAUAAUGAGGAAAUUGAAGAAAUUAUUGAUUCAGAAGAUGAAAAAUUGCCAUUAAAAGAGAAAACAAAUUUAGUUAAUAAAAGAUUAGGCACCAAGACAUAUCUUGGUGAAAUAACUAGUUUUGAUUCAAAGAAACCAUUUCGUAUUCCACUUAAAAGAGUAACUGAAGAAAUUGGACCAAUUGAAUAUAAUUCUUCACAACCACCACAAAUAAUGGUUCAAAAUUGUCCUAAUUCUAAAAUAGAAAUUAAUAUUUCACCUUUAAAUUAA
Messenger RNA from Entrophospora candida, 1380 nucleotides. NCBI's taxonomy places the organism in Eukaryota, Fungi, Glomeromycota, Glomeromycetes, Entrophosporales, Entrophosporaceae. The record is from the annotation of a GenBank genome assembly.